Messenger RNA from Penicillium waksmanii, 279 nucleotides. RefSeq lists its product as uncharacterized. Bases 1 to 279 code for a protein of 92 amino acids. Lineage: Eukaryota; Fungi; Ascomycota; Eurotiomycetes; Eurotiales; Aspergillaceae. The transcript has a single exon. The record is from RefSeq and is a predicted model, not a curated record.
AUGACCCACCGCAGACAACCCUAUGACGACCCCGCUCAAACUCAGAAUGACGACCGCGUCACCGAGCUCAAGGAGAAGCUGUCCAGUUCAAUCGAGGGAUCAAAGAGCAACGGGCGAGAUACUGAAGAUCGAUUAUCUCCAUUCCUUCGGUUUGGACCCUCCUGGGCAGAGAUACGUCAGGAAUGGCAGGAUGGGUCGCGGGCCAAAGUGAUCGUCUGGUUUGCCGUGGUUUCCCUCUUUGGUUGGUGUUUGGGUCAAGGGAUUAGCAAGAUGAUCUAG